UUCAACACUACUAUAUAACAAAUAAUUUGAGCUAUGGAGUGCUUAAUAGGAAUCACAGGCAAAGACUUUGUGGUGGUAGCUUCAGACAAUUUAUCUGCUCACAGUAUUAUUGCUAUUAAACAUGAUGCCCAGAAGCAGUUUGAAUUGGGGGACAAAAUGAUUAUGGCUGUUAGCGGUGAUGCAGGGGACAUGACCAACUAUGCCGAGUACAUCCAGAAGAAUCUGAAACUUUACGAGAUGGUACAUGGUUACAAACUCACUCCCAAUGCUGCUGCCAACUUCUCCAGAAAGGUGAUGGCCCAGGCUCUGCGUAGUCGUGGACCGUAUAUGGUUAACCUGCUUUUAGCUGGUGUAGAGGACGAUGGAACUCCUAGUCUUUACUUCAUGGACUACCUCGCAGCUAUGACAAAGGAGAAGUUUGCUGCACACGGUUACGGUUCCUUCUUUAUCCUGUCCACACUGGAUCGAUAUUACAGAGAGGACAUGACUAAAGAUCAAGCUGUUGAUCUCCUCAAAACCUGUAUUCGAGAAGUCCAGUCUCGAUUUAUUGUUAAUCUCAAUGCUUUCUCUGUCAAGAUAAUUGACAAGGAUGGUAUCAAAGAACUGGGGGAUAUCCCCAACAGCGGUACAGUACACAAAGACGUCCCCAAAGAAGCAAUCCAUCCCGAGCUCAUAGCCAGAGCUUAGAAAAGUGGGCUCAGUUUGAAGUUUGAUGAUAAAAAUAAUAAUCAUAACGCAUCUAGAAUGUUUAGCAUAUAAACUCAUAUAAACUCUCUCGUCUUCUCUUUGAAACUCGUUUCAUGUAAUUUGUAAUUUGUGGUUAUAUAAUUUGGUCGGUGUUAUAUAGGGAUGUUUUUUAUUUAUUAGAAAACGGUAGUUCGAAUCUGGAUGGUCGUAAAAUACGUGUAAUUAUCUGCUGGAUACAAGGUAAGAAGCGCACUGACAAACUUCAUUAUUAUUAUUAAUCGACUAACAGUUGGUUUGGCACGUAUUUUCGUUUUAUAAACAUAUUUUUACUCGAGAUAAGAGUUUAAAUAAUAAGACAAUGCCACUGGUUGCACUUUCUAGGAGUGGGCAGACAAAGAUAAAAGAGAGAACAUUUAAAAAGUAAAUUUAUAUAGAUCGUCAAAUCACGCUGUCAUGCACUUUUUGCCUUUAUCAAGGAAACUGUAAGGAUGCGAUAUUUUAAAUCCAGCUUUGUUCUACUUAACUUUCGUCAAGCAUCCUUUGAAGCAAGGCAACAUUUUCUAUAAAAGAAGACUAUAUUUGUACUUUUUAUCAACAACCGGCUUGUUGGACGUUAUAAUGCUGAGCAGUAUAUAUAUAUCUACAUGUACAAUGUACAUUUCCUGUAGAUUUGCUCGAUUUAUUUAACAUGUACUCAA
Bolinopsis microptera is the source of this 1385-nucleotide messenger RNA. Its product is annotated as proteasome subunit beta type-2-like. The coding region runs from base 34 to 687 and encodes 217 amino acids. The transcript has 6 exons. Gene Ontology annotation, cellular component: proteasome core complex, beta-subunit complex; cytosol; proteasome core complex. The record is from RefSeq and is a predicted model, not a curated record. Gene Ontology annotation, biological process: proteasomal protein catabolic process. Lineage: Eukaryota; Metazoa; Ctenophora; Tentaculata; Lobata; Bolinopsidae.